UCCUGAAUUUCUUCUUCAUUGAGCAGGCAAAAUUAAGGGAAGUUGGAAAAACAUGGAAAGCUCCGCCGACCAAUGGCCAUUGUUUCGAUUCACAACAAACACAACACCCUCCUUCUCUCCCUCUUCUCCACUUCUUCUUCUUCGUUCUACCCACCACCUGCUCCACCAGACCCCUCUCUGAAUCAUUGAUGAUGUCUCUCAUGGCUGUUGGGACUUCCAAUUCCAUUGACGGGCUUUUGGGUUUGGAAAGGUGGGAUCUUGGAGGUGGUGGACGGAGCUUGAAUGCUGUUGCCUGUCCUUUGAGUUUGAAGUGGGUUGCGGGGAGGAAUGUUGGUGAGAAAGCUUCCCUGAAGUUGGCCGGAGAUGAGACUGCGAUUGUGCCGAUCUCUGCUGCGGAGCUGGAUCGGGUCACCAUGAAUGUGGAUCCUUUGGAGCCUCGGAAGUGGAACAGGGAAUUGAAUUUUCUACCAAAACCAUUAUCCGCCCUUGAUCUUGUGUCUUCUAGUCAAGGGUCUAAUGUUCGGGUGGCAUAUCAGGGAGUGCCAGGGGCAUUCAGUGAGGAUGCUGCUCUCAAAGCCUACCCAAUGUGCGAAACUGUUCCCUGUGAGCAAUGUGAAGUUGCAUUCAAGGCCGUUGAACUGUGGGUAGUUGAUAAAGCUGUUCUUCCCAUUGAGAACUCGUUGGGCGGAAGCAUUCACAGGAAUCACGACUUGCUGCUCUGUCAUAGGCUGCACAUUGUGGGCGAAGUACAGCUAGCCGUCAAUCACUGUCUUAUGGCAAUUCCAGGAGUGAGGAAGGAGGAGAUAAAACGAGUUUUAAGCCAUCCACAUGCACUUGCUCAAUGUGAGUUUAAAUUGGCCAAGCUUGGAGUCAUUCGGCAAAACGUAGAUGACACUGCUGGUGCUGCACAGUUUGUGGCCUCAAAUAAUCUAAAGGAUGCUGGAGCAAUUGCAAGUGCUCGUGCUGCAGAAUUAUAUGGGCUUAAUAUAAUUGAAGAAAACAUGCAGGAUUUCUCUCACAAUAUCACUCGUUUCCUGGUAUUGGCUAGAGAACCUAUAAUUCCAGGAACAGACAGACCUUAUAAGACCAGUGUUGUCUUCAGUCUUGAUGAAAGUCCGGGAGUACUUUUUAAAGCUUUGGCAGUGUUUGCUUUAAGAGAUAUCAGUUUGUUAAAGAUUGAAAGUAGACCACAAAGGAAGCGCCCUUUAAGAGUUGUCGAUGGUUUGAACCAUGGAACUGCCAAGUACUUCGACUACCUUUUCUAUGUCGACUUUGAAGCAUCAAUGGCAGAGCCUCGUGCUCAAAAUGCUUUGUCGCACCUACAGGAAUUUGCGACAUUUCUUCGUGUGCUGGGUUCAUAUCCAAGAGAUUUAUCUGAUUGUUAACACGAUGAUAAAUUCUCCAACCAGAUUCAAAUUCCAUCGUGUCCUCGCAACAUAGAUUCAGUUCCGAGUCUUCUUCUUCUUCUUCUUCUUCUUCUUCUUCUUCUUCUUCUUCGAAAGAUUGAUACAAUGCAUAUGAAAGCUUCAUGAAGGAUUCCCAACACCAACACUGCCGGUCCCGUCAUUUGUCCCAGAUUUAAUUUUUACAGAAGAGAGUACAAAAAGAAAAAAAGAAAAAAAAAAAAAAUCGAGUUGUUGUUGGAGAUUUGCUAUGAUCAUGCAAUUUUGUAAACCGUACAUCAUGCAAUGACUGUAAUUUCAGUUUCAUGUUAAUUCAAUGACUUCAUCAAAAUCUUGGUCA
This is a messenger RNA of Dioscorea cayenensis subsp. rotundata (Guinea yam), 1743 nucleotides long. RefSeq names its product arogenate dehydratase/prephenate dehydratase 1, chloroplastic-like. NCBI's taxonomy places the organism in Eukaryota, Viridiplantae, Streptophyta, Magnoliopsida, Dioscoreales, Dioscoreaceae. Gene Ontology annotation, cellular component: cytoplasm; chloroplast. The record is from RefSeq and is a predicted model, not a curated record. Gene Ontology annotation, biological process: L-phenylalanine biosynthetic process. Gene Ontology annotation, molecular function: prephenate dehydratase activity; arogenate dehydratase activity. The transcript has 11 exons. The coding region runs from base 189 to 1385 and encodes 398 amino acids.